ACGGUUUUUACCUUAAAAUAAAGCCUAGCGUGUUUAUAAAACUCACCACCAUUUCUAGAUUACGUUACCACCAACAACAACAUAUACAUAUCUACCUAAGUCCCUACCUGUCUGUCCCUUUGCCUCAAGACUCUUAGAAACUGCAUCUGGGUGUGUGUACAAAUGGAGCAGGAUCAGAGAAAUAAGAAGAGAGCAAGAGAAGAUGAUGAUGGUGAGAAUGAGAUUGGUUCUUCUUUUGAGAAUAACAACAGCAAUGCAAAGAAGAGAGAUGUGAAUGGCAUGAGCUUCAUGAAGAAGAAGGAGGAGGAGGAAGUGGAAGAGAAUGGUUUUUUCAAGGGUUGGGAUUCUUCCCACUUUGCACUGGGAGUGUUUGAUUUCCCUUGGCUGAAAGAUGGUGGGGUUAUGUCCAAUUCAGAUGACUGGUUCUUGGAUUUUGAAGACAAUUUCUUGCAAUCUCACACUUCCUCUAGAAAUGAUCAUGGUGGUGUUGAUAUCUUUGAGGAAUGUGGAUUGUGUAACAUUCCAGAAGCUUCAAGUUCUCAUGUUCAAGAUGCCAAGUUUUUGGAGGAUGAUGUAGGGCAACAAUUUGAGGGUAAUGGGUUGGAGCUGGAAGCAGAAGAUGUGGAUUGCAUUUGGAGCUCUCUGCUAAAUAAGCCUAUUUGAUCACAGAAACAGCAACAUUGUGGUAUUUUUGUUAUGUUAAUAGUUUUCCACCCACAAUCUUCAAGCAUGUUUGGAUCAGCUUCUCUUUCAUCAAAAAUCAAUUCUGAAAUCGAGAAGCUUCUGACAUAAGCUUUUUCCUAAUAACUGAUCUUGGCUUCAGAUCAAUGAUGAAUAUCUCAACACUGGAGUUUAGUGUCCAUUAGUAUUCUAGUCCUAGAUUUUUUUUUGUACUACUCCUUUCCCCCCCUUCAGCAUGGUUUUUUACUUGGGGAAGCCAUCACAAAUUUUGUUAUACUUUGUCUUCAAUUGUCUAAAUAAAAUUAGAUGAACCUGUAUGCUAUAGUCAAUUAAAAUAUGGGACUUGUAUUGAUGCAGCAUUCAAUUUGCUUCUGCAUUUACUACUUGUUUUAUGUAGGACAUGUAUCUUCUUUACAUGUGUAAUUCCUGAUACUUUCCUAGAUGUAUAAUGGAUCAACUUAAAGCAGAAUUAAA
Lotus japonicus is the source of this 1155-nucleotide messenger RNA. RefSeq lists its product as uncharacterized. The record is from RefSeq and is a predicted model, not a curated record. The coding region runs from base 163 to 663 and encodes 166 amino acids. NCBI's taxonomy places the organism in Eukaryota, Viridiplantae, Streptophyta, Magnoliopsida, Fabales, Fabaceae. The transcript has 2 exons.